CGUUGCUUGAUAUCUUUCGCCGUCGUCUCUUGCGAGUCUUGCGAAGAUGGUUCUUCAAAACGAUAUCGAUCUGCUUAACCCUCCAGCUGAGCUUGAGAAGAGGAAGCAUAAGCUCAAGCGUCUUGUUCAGUCUCCCAAUUCCUAUUUCAUGUAUGUGAAGUGCCAUGGCUGCUUCAACAUCACGACUAUUUUCAGUCACUCACAGACAGUCGUGGUAUGCGGAAAAUGCCAGAACGUUCUGUGCCAGCCUACAGGAGGAAAGGCCAUCCUCACAGAAGGAUGCUCUUUCAGGAAGUUAUCAUCAUAAGCUUGUCUUUUUUGAUGAUUUAAUAUUUUAAAUUCCAAUCAGUUUGCAGUCAUCUAAAAAGCUCACUGGUUUUCUCCUCCUGUUUAAUAAAUUAAUAGUUGACAA
Arabidopsis arenosa is the source of this 412-nucleotide messenger RNA. The record is from the annotation of a GenBank genome assembly. Lineage: Eukaryota; Viridiplantae; Streptophyta; Magnoliopsida; Brassicales; Brassicaceae.